Durusdinium trenchii is the source of this 1431-nucleotide messenger RNA. The record is from the annotation of a GenBank genome assembly. Lineage: Eukaryota; Dinophyceae; Suessiales; Symbiodiniaceae.
AUGUCAGGCCAAAUGGUGCUGCGGUGCACCAAGACGGGGCGUCUGUUCUUCAGCACGGCGGAAGCCACAGAACAUGCCGAAGCGUUCGGCAAGGAGUAUGCCAACUUCGAUGAGGUUGGCUUGGAUCACAAGGUCUGGGUGGCAGCGGAGACGGGACGUGUUUGCUACACUGAAGCGGACCUUCAGAAGAUGAAGGUGAGGGAUCCGGACUCCAAGACCUGGGAGGAGAAAACGGUUGCCUACCUGAUGGAGAUGCAGAAAAAGAAGGAUGUAGCGAUCGCUCGGAAGGAGAAGUUCUUCUCCUCUGUGGAUCAGAGAAAGCUAGAGCUCAUGAUCUCCGCGAAGUCUCUUGGCAAGACGAGAUCAGCGAAAGCCCUGCACUUCACUCGGGAGAAAGGGACCAUUGAAGCAGCAGAGGCUUGGCUGGAAGAAAAUCAGAGCUUGCCAGAUCUCGAUAAGCUCACAGACGCUUUUGUGGAGGAAGCUCUGGCAAGUCUAGGUGAUGUAGAGAUGCCAGAUGCCCAUGCCGAUGUGGACAUGACACCAAUCGAUGAUCGCAAGAUCGGCGAUCCCAAUCCACCCGAGAUCAAGGAGAAGAUCAACCAGGAUUUGCUCAAGCAGGUCAUGGAGAUGGGCUUUUCCGAAGUCCGCGCGGAGAAGGCUCUCUACAAGACUGACAAUGCGAGCUUGGAGUACGCUGUCAACUGGCUCGCUGAACACGCCGAAGAUGCCGACAUUGACCUGCCCCUGCUGAAGCCGCCUCCUCCAGCCCCUGUGAAGCCCAAGAUGAGCAAAGAGGAGGCGGAAGCCAAGGCACUGGAACUGCAGAAGCGGCUUAGAGAAAAAAGAGCAGCAGAAGAGAAGGAGAAGGAGAAAGAGAAGGAGGCACAGAGAAAGGAAUCUACAAAGCUAAUGGCCGAAGCCCAGGAAAGGGCGAAGGAAGAGGAUCGCCGAAGGGCGAUUGAGCAGCAGAUGCGCGAGAAAGAGGAGCAUGACAGGCAUCGAGCUGAGCUGAAAGAACGCUUGCGUCAGGACUACAUCGAUCGCUUCGGCUGUGAGCCGCCCGAGGAAAAGGAGGAGGAGUGCGUGAAGGAAAAGACCAGUAAGGAGCAGCUCGCGUUCCACCUGAAUAAACUGAAAAAGACAUACAAGGACUCCAAUGCAGAAGGCCUGAAAACCUGCCUUAACACGUUGAAGAUCUACAUCAAGAACUUGCAUGAGAACCCGCUAGAGGUAAAGUUCAAGAAGCUGAAGUUGGACAACAAGGCAUUCCAGUCCAGAAUAGUUCCCUACGAUGGAGCGCUGGAUGUGUUGGAUGUGUUGGGCUUUGAGAAGAAGGAGGACUGCCUGGAGCAAAGAAAAUCAACUCCAGAUGGCUUCCUUUGUGGUCAAGCCAUCAAGUUCAUCGACUUGAUGUUGGGUCAGAUCUGA